This is a messenger RNA of Lecanosticta acicola, 1131 nucleotides long. NCBI's taxonomy places the organism in Eukaryota, Fungi, Ascomycota, Dothideomycetes, Mycosphaerellales, Mycosphaerellaceae. The record is from the annotation of a GenBank genome assembly.
AUGCUGCCGUGCGCCAGGACAUGCGGGCGCGGUAGCGGACAACUGCUCCAGCCAUUGCGCAUCCGCGUACGGCAUCAGACCACACACGCAAAAGCGCCACGAAAAGUCAUAUUCUCUGGCAUCCAACCAACCGGAGUGCCACACCUGGGGAACUACCUGGGAGCUCUGCGACAAUGGGUCAAACUUCAAGAUGAAGCGGAAAAGUCCACCAGCCUGAUAUACUCUCUGGUCGACCUCCAUGCGAUUACAGUCCGCCAGGAUCCCGCCCAAUUGCGGCAAUGGAAGAAAGAAUCACUCGCGAUGCUGCUAGCAAUCGGCCUGGACCCCAUGCGCAGCACUAUCUUCCAUCAAAGCGAUGUACCCUCCCACGUUGAACUUAUGUGGAUCUUGUCGUGUCAAGCCUCGACUGGAUAUCUCGGCCGCAUGACCCAGUGGAAGGACAGGACGAAGAACGAGAAGGAAGGCGGUGAGAGACUGAAGCUGGGCCUCUUCUCCUAUCCUGUCUUGCAAGCAGCGGAUGUACUCGUCCAUCAGACGACACAUGUGCCUGUGGGGCACGAUCAGGCACAGCACCUCGAAUUCGCGAGAGAAAUCGCGAUUGGCUUCAAUCACCAAUACAACACAGACAUCCUCGUCCCUCCCGAGACCCUCAUUAGUCCGGCCAAGAGGGUAAUGUCUUUAGCAGAUCCCGGAGUAAAGAUGUCCAAGAGUGCCGAGAAUCCGAAAUCCAGGAUUCUCCUUACAGACUCGGAAGAAACCAUUCAAGCGAAGCUCAAAGCAGCCGUCACGGACUCACUGCCGGGAAUUGAGUAUGACCCUGAAAGGCGACCGGGAGUGAGCAAUCUAAUCGAUAUCAUCCAUCAUGCCGGCCAAACGCAAAGUGAUGCUACUACCGAUGGAAGCGGCCAAAACGCUCUCGCCAAGGACAUGGAACAAAUGAGCCUGCGUGCCAUCAAAGAACGCGCCGCGGAAGCGGUCGAAAAGCUCAUCAGGCCCAUCCGCGAAAGAUACGCCGAAGUCCUGGCCGAUGAAGCCUUGCUUGAAGAGGCGCAACAAGCAGGCGCAUUCAAGGCUCAGAUCACGGCCGCAGACACCAUGCGAAAAGUGAAGACGACUGUAGGAUUGGCUUGA